AAUAAUAAUUCUGAAGAAACUGGGAGAGGAGCCAUUGAAAUAUAGGAAGGCAAGGAACGAGUGCAUUGGGGCCGCUAGCAGACCCGGAAAACACAGAGGAGAGAAGUCACAGAAUUUGAGAUUUCAACUUGGUGCCAUGUCCCAAGGAGGGUAUUUUGAGGGCAGCGAGCAGCGGCAAUACCAGGCCCUGGAGAUGCCCCCUGCCAGGCCCAGCGGCACAGACCUGGGCCCCCUCUGUGAGUCGGAGCUGGCCUCCUACAUUGGAGACGAGCAGCUGCUCUCGGAGCUGCUGCAAGGGGCCGGGCAGAGAGGGCCCAAGCCAAGCACCCCCUUCUCCAAUUUCUUCCCUGGGGAGCCAUACCCCUACUUGUCUUACGGAGGGGAGCGCAAGGUCCUCGGUCCCUUCGACCCGCGGCCGGUCGCUGUCAAGGAGGAGCCACGAGGGGGCGAGGCCGGUCGCGCAGGCGGGCGCCACCCCUACAGCCCCAUGCACUUCUCGCCAGCCCACUGCGCCCAAGUGGCCCUCACUCAGCCUGGCAUGCGGGCUGGACAAGCGCUGAGAGUCCUCAAGGGCCCCCCUUGCAGCCCGUCCCCGCCCUGCACCCCCAAGGGGAAGAAAUCAGUCAACAAAGACAGCCUGGAGUACCGGCUACGCCGCGAGCGCAACAACAUCGCCGUGCGCAAGAGCCGCGACAAGGCCAAGCGCCGGGUGCUGGAGACGCAGCAGCGCAUGGUGGAGCUCCUGGGCGAGAACGAGAGGCUGCGCAGCCGGGUGGAGCAGCUGGUGCAGGAGACAGAGACCCUCCGUGACAUUUUCCGCCAGAUGCCGGAGGCGGCCGGCCUUAUCAAAGGGCUCGGGGGCUGUAGCUGA
This is a messenger RNA of Lacerta agilis (Sand lizard), 871 nucleotides long. RefSeq names its product CCAAT enhancer binding protein epsilon (gene CEBPE). Gene Ontology annotation, biological process: regulation of transcription by RNA polymerase II; DNA-templated transcription; myeloid cell differentiation. Gene Ontology annotation, molecular function: DNA-binding transcription factor activity, RNA polymerase II-specific; RNA polymerase II cis-regulatory region sequence-specific DNA binding. NCBI's taxonomy places the organism in Eukaryota, Metazoa, Chordata, Lepidosauria, Squamata, Lacertidae. The record is from RefSeq and is a predicted model, not a curated record. The transcript is spliced from 2 exons. The coding region runs from base 137 to 871 and encodes 244 amino acids.